GGGGGAUUAUGAUGGAUGAUGAUUUGCAGCAGGACCUCUGAAAUCAUCAUGAAGGCACCGAGCGAUGCCCCUCGGGACCGAGGCUGCUUGGUAGGGAUAAGCUUCUUCAUUCUGGGACUGGGAACGCUGCUUCCCUGGAUUUUCAUGACAGCAUCAUUAUAUUUCCAGGGGCGCCUGAACACAACAGAAUAUAUCAACGGCACAGUUACUGUCCACAAAGAAUAUUACUUCAACAACUGGAUGACUCUUCUGUCCCAGCUGCCCCUGUUGCUCUUCACCCUGCUCAACUCCUUCCUCUACCACAGGAUAUCUGAGGCGAUGCGCAUCGCCGGCAGCCUGGUUUUCAUCCUGCUGCUCUUCAUUCUAACAGCCGUGUUGGUCAAAGUGCCCAUGGAGGAAGACCGCUUCUUCUCAGUCACCAUGGCAACCAUCUGGUUCAUCAACUCGUUCGGCGCCGUGCUGCAGGGCAGCCUGUUCGGUCUGGUGGGCCUGCUGCCUCAGAGGUACAGCGCCAUUUUCAUGAGCGGCCAAGGCCUUGCUGGGACCUUCGCUGCCGUGGCCAUGCUGCUCGCCAUCGCCAGUGACACGGACUCUGAAACUGCAGCUUUGGGUUACUUCAUCACGCCGUGCGUGGGGACUCUGGUCACGCUGGUCAGCUACCUGUUCCUGCCCCGUCUGGAGUUUGCUCAGUAUUAUCUGGGCAGAAGCAAGAAGUAUGACACAAAUGCCACGACUGAGCUUCUCAAAUGUGAGGACGACAAGCUCAACGGCUGCGCUAACGGCUCCGUGCCCUCCGGCGGGUCAAACUGUGACAAUUCGGCCGUGACUCAGGAGGAAACUGCUACCGAAGGGACGAAGCAGGCCUUCUUGGUGCUGCAGGAGGCCGAGUGCGUCCAGACCAAAGCCUCGGUCAUGGAGGUCUUCAAAAAAAUCUGGCUGAUGGCAUUCUGCGUAAGCUUUGUGUUCACGGUCACUCUAUCCGUUUUCCCUGCCAUCACCGCCGACGUCAAAACGUCAUUCCCUGGAAAGUGGGAGCGCUUCUUUAUCGCCGUGUGCUGCUUCUUGAUCUUUAAUAUCAACGACUGGCUUGGUCGCACCAUCACCACCGUGGUGCAGUGGCCCCGUAAGGAGUCUCUGCUCUUCCCACUGCUGGUCGUCUCGCGCCUCAUCUUCAUCCCGCUGCUGAUGCUCUGCAACGUCCAGAGCCGCUCCUUCCUCCCCGUCUACUUCCCCCAAGACGGCGUGUUUGCUGCCAUCAUGGUGGUGUUCUCGCUGUCCAGCGGCUACUUCGUGUGCCUGUCCAUGUCCUACGCGCCACAGCUCGUGGAACCCAAAGACGCUGAGAGAGCCGGAGCGCUGAUGACCUUCUUCCUGGCUCUGGGUUUGUCUUUGGGAGCAGCCAUAUCCUUCCUCCUCAGAACUCUGAUCUGACCCACUUACAUCUAUCGCCAGCUGCUGGACAUCAGCUGCUGUCACAGCGUGCUGAGGAUGUGGCUUUUCAAAAUAAGAGCUACAUAAA
Molecule: messenger RNA, 1519 nt
Organism: Thalassophryne amazonica
Lineage: Eukaryota; Metazoa; Chordata; Actinopteri; Batrachoidiformes; Batrachoididae
Product: equilibrative nucleoside transporter 2-like
Biological process (GO): adenine transport; guanine transport; thymine transport
Cellular component (GO): plasma membrane; basolateral plasma membrane
Molecular function (GO): nucleoside transmembrane transporter activity
Source: RefSeq, a predicted model, not a curated record